Melopsittacus undulatus (budgerigar) is the source of this 1345-nucleotide messenger RNA. It is a transcript of the gene SNRNP25, whose product is annotated as small nuclear ribonucleoprotein U11/U12 subunit 25. Lineage: Eukaryota; Metazoa; Chordata; Aves; Psittaciformes; Psittaculidae. Gene Ontology annotation, cellular component: U12-type spliceosomal complex. Gene Ontology annotation, biological process: mRNA splicing, via spliceosome. Gene Ontology annotation, molecular function: protein binding. The transcript is spliced from 6 exons. The record is from RefSeq and is a predicted model, not a curated record. Bases 147 to 590 code for a protein of 147 amino acids.
UCGUGACGUUGCGCACGUAGGGGCAGGUGGUGCAGGCGAAGCGGUGGCAGCGCGGCCCCUCCUCGGCCACCAGCACGUUACCGCAGGCCGGGCAGAAGAGCAGCAUCGCCGGUUCCGCGGCGCCGACCGCCCCUUCCGGCGCGACGAUGGCGGCGGAGCCCGAGCCCGAGGAGGAGCUGGCGCACGCUGAGGUGCUGGAGCUCUUCCAGGAGGCGCUUGCGCGGCUGGUGCAGGAUCCGCUGCUCUGUGACCUCCCGCCGCAGGUGACGGCGGAGGAGAUCGGCUCGCAGGUGGCGCUGGAGUACGGGCAGGCCAUGACCGUGCGCGUCUGCAAAGCGGACGGCGAGACCAUGCCCGUGGUGGUGGUGCAGAACGCCACGGUGCUGGACCUGAAGAAGGCGCUGCGGCGGCACGUCCAGCUGCGGCAGGCACGGCAGGGCGGCGUGCAGCACCUCAGCUGGAAGUACAUAUGGAGGACGUACCACUUAACCUACGGCGGAGAGAAGCUGGCAGAUGAUAGAAAGAAGCUGCGAGAGUAUGGCAUCAGAAACCGGGAUGAGGUCAGCUUCAUAAAGAAGCUGCGAAAGUAACCUGUCAGAAACUAGAGUUCAACCAAGUCAUUGUUCUCAGAAGACAAGAUACACCAUGAGACUUCUGGUCAUGAUACUUCUGUGCAACUGAUGCAUUCAACAGGAAGCAUGAGUAGCACAUAUAUGCUACCUGCUUGUAAUCUGUAUAGACAUGAUUCUGGUAUUAUGCAGCUAUUUUUAUAAAGUUGUGCAUACAAACACAAGAUGUGGCCAAGACUCCAGCUCAGUUAUUUUAAAAUCAUCUCUGCUUCCUCUCCACAUCUGAAAACACAGGCACAGUGGCUGAGGAGCAGUGGCAAGAGCAGCUUUUCCAAGAACUUGGGGUUUUGUUUUGUGGCUCCAGGUAGCUGCGGUAAAAACUGUUGCUUUGUGACCACAGUAACCCUUUUUUCUUCUUUAAACACAUCCAGUGUACUAAAAUGUGUGGUGUAACAAAAGCCAUCUGCCUGUGACCAGCAGUCACCUGUGGUACUGGCUGAUCCACCCCAAUGGAGGCAUGGUGAUAAGAGAGCCCAGCAUGCAGUAACUAUUGUUACUGCCAGAUACAUUGUUUCUUUAACAGAGCACUGAGAAUCCAGCCCUACCAUGAGCAGAGUAGGGAUCCAGCACUGUUCUGGAGGAGAAGGUGGUUCACAUCAAAGAAAAACACACUCCAGUUGAAAUGGACAUCUUUUGCAGUUGCUAUUUGAACUGUCUGUCUCUGAGCUCUAAGUGGAAUGCACUUGCAGUGAUUAAAGAGACUUUUUUUCUGAGGC